AUGCCGGCCGUACUCUAUGGAGCGGAAACAUGGUCGUUACGAAAAUCGGAUAUUAGAAAUUUGUGCGUAGCCCAAAGGGAGAUGGAAAGGAGGAUGCUUGGGUUACGUAUGCUGGACCGAUGGAGCUGUGAUAGAAUAAGAGCACCCACGAAAGUCAGUGACUGGACGAACGAGGCUUCGAGCAGAAAACUCAUGUGGGUCGGAGAGGUACGUGAAAUGGACGAGUGUAUGGGCUCGCGUGAAUACGACAAGGAUUCCAUAUGA
This is a messenger RNA of Haemonchus placei, 264 nucleotides long. The record is from the annotation of a GenBank genome assembly. Lineage: Eukaryota; Metazoa; Nematoda; Chromadorea; Rhabditida; Trichostrongylidae.